AACCAGAAGAAGAAGACUCGAAGGCGAUUCACACCCCCUGACUCGGUGGCAGUCGCACAUGGAGUGAGGAUUGGAUCUGCUUGUCUACACACUUCUUUAUCAGCCAGCUCUCCUCUCUUGUUUUGAGCCCCGGCUGCUCCAGCGCAGGACCUCUUGAGAAGCUGCGCGGCUCUGCAGACUUUUAAACCCGUGGAUGCGUGACCUGGUGACGUCUUUUCCGGGUCCGGCACUGCUUUGGAGGCACCACAAAGAAACUUCAUGCAAGGCAAGGAUCAAAGAUGCAGUCUGAUAGAAUUAAAGAGGAGGGGCUGGAUGUGAUACCUGUCCAAAUUAAAGAGGAGGCCUCUGAACUGGAGCCUGUCCAAAUUAAAGAGGAGGCCCCUGAAGUGGAGGCUGUCCACGUUAAAGAGAUCUCUGAACUGGAGCCUGUCCACAUUAAAGAGAUCUCUGAACUGGAGCCUGUCCACAUUAAAGAGAUCUCUGAACUGGAGCCUGUCCACAUUAAAGAGAUCUCUGAACUGGAGCCUGUCCACAUUAAAGAGAUCUCUGAACUGGAGCCUGUCCACAUUAAAGAGAUCUCUGAACUGGGCUGGGUGCCAGUUACAGAACCGUACACAGAUUACAGUCCCCCAACGUUUGAUUUUGCCCCGGAGCAUCCAGAUAUACACCCUGCCGUGGAAAGUUUGAGUUCGUCACUGGAAUGCUUCCAAGCGUUUCUGCCUGAGAAAGUGAUCUCCUUCCUUUGCACUUGCACCAACAAACGCGCAGCUGAGUACUUCACAAGCAAGCCAGAUAAACAGAGAAAGGCCUUCGGACUGAAGUGGCGUGAUGUGCUACCUGAUGAGAUGUACGUUUUUCUUGCUCUUGUGUUCUUGAUGGGCAUAAACCAGCUACCAUGCAUGGCCGCCUACUGGUCACAGAGCAUUUUAAUGCGAGGCCCCCCUGUCUUCUGUAAAGAAGUCAUGAGCAGAAACCGCUUUCUGAGCAUCAUGAAGUUUUUGCGUUUCUCUGAACCGGAUCAGGUACGAAAGGGCCAGCCGCGUACCAGACUGGAGCCGUUCCUGUCCAUGAUCAGAAAGACGUCAAUGGAAUCGAUCGACCCGGGACAGCAUGUCGCCAUUAAUGAGGUGCUCGCCCUGCGGAAAUAUAUCAAAAUGAAAAGGACUCGAUCCGGAAUGAAACUGUUCUGCCUGUGUCCCGGUGAUCAGAGGCUAAGGGGUUACACAUGGGAUUUUCAAAUACGCAUCGACCGGGAUGAAGACGACGUUGUCUCGCGUUACCCAGGGGCAAGCGAACUGUGCGCACCCGAGAGGAUUGUUGUGUGUCUGGCAGAUCGUGUGCUAAAUCAAGGGCGUCACAUUGUUGUCGGCAGUUGGCACAUGUCCGACAGGCUCGCUUCAUUCCUGCUUACCCAGAAGACACACGUCACUGGGAGUGUUCGAUCAGAUGUGGGGGUGCCAAAGGAAGCUGUAGAAGAAAAACUCGACAAAGGAGAGACGCGUUUUGUUAGAAACCGUGACUUGCUGCUGGUUAGGUGGCGGGAUAAGGCAGAUGUAAAUAUUCUGACUACCAAGUAUGCAGCUGGAUUUGUUCAAAAGACCCGUGUCCUAACCGGGGGAGCAAGGGUGGGUUACAGCAAGCCAUUCCACAUCGAAAAAUACAGUGCGCUGCUGGGAGCGGUGGGUGCCUGCGAUCAGCAUUUGGAGACGUAUGACCCUUGCAGAAAAUCUCUGGUCUGGUUCAAAAAGCUAGGCAUCCACUUCAUCGCACGGAUGAUGCUGAAUGGUCGAGUGUUGUACCAGCUGCGCAUGGGGAAGGGGAAGAAGCCCUACUUGGAGUACCUCUUGCAGUGCUGCGAUGAAAUGCUUAUGAAGCACUGCGCCGGAUACGCGGGCUUGAAGCAGCUUUCCACCGCAAGAGAACGUCCCGCGACGCCUGCAGCGGACGCUCCCCUACACGCGUUCGUUUCGAUUCCUCCCACGCAGGCUAAACGGAGGCCACAGAAAAGGUGCCGGGUCUGCUAUGAAAACCAAACCCGAAAGGAUACGAGGAAAAUGUGCAGCGGCUGCCGUGGCAACCCCGGAUUCUGCUGCAUCGAUCAUUUCAAUGAUUGGCACAGAGUGACUCGGUGAUCAUGAACGCAAACGUUUUGUUCUGUGAAUGCAAACAAGAUUCCCAGUGGGCAGAUUCCCAGGAGGGGGCUUCUAUGAUCUAUGAUUAUUUGUUGUAAGUAAGAGUGUUGGGAUUGUAUAAAUAAGAAUGGGGUUGGUUUUAAUGGGGAACCUGAUGCUCUGUGUGUAGCAGCCUGCCUGCUGUGUUUGGUUGUGGGAACGAGCUGUGCGUGUGUGUGUUAACCAGCUGCGCGCUCCUAAUCAGCAGGUGGGCGUGGCCCAGCAGAGCGUCAGGAUUAAAAGGGUCCUGAUUAUACAGAUUACGGCUGCUGAAAAGCCGUAGGGCGCAGAGCGCUGCUGCUGUCAAGGGACAAGGAGCUAGUUUCGGGAUAGCAGACACGUGUAGCAGCGGGACCUCCAUUUGUUAGCGGAGCAGCCCGAGCCAUCUGCACGGCACCAUUUUGUUUUUAUAGUUUUUGUACAGUGUUCAUUUUGCCUUUUGUACGCCGGGCCGUAUGUCCCACGUGAGCCACCAUUACUGGCAGUGUGACGUGGGGUUGUGUAUGUACUGUAUGUAAAUAAACCUGCGCGCCUGCGGGGCGUGUCAGUCCCAACC
Messenger RNA from Acipenser ruthenus (sterlet), 2727 nucleotides. RefSeq names its product piggyBac transposable element-derived protein 4-like. Bases 279 to 2132 code for a protein of 617 amino acids. Lineage: Eukaryota; Metazoa; Chordata; Actinopteri; Acipenseriformes; Acipenseridae. The record is from RefSeq and is a predicted model, not a curated record. The transcript is spliced from 2 exons.